Sclerotinia borealis F-4128 is the source of this 1005-nucleotide messenger RNA. NCBI's taxonomy places the organism in Eukaryota, Fungi, Ascomycota, Leotiomycetes, Helotiales, Sclerotiniaceae. The record is from the annotation of a GenBank genome assembly.
AUGUCCGCAAAGAUCGAUAAGAUUAUUGCGCGUUUGCAAGAAAAAACAGCAGAAGGUACCUACUACGAAGCGCACCAACAAACCCGCGUCGUCGCCUCCCGCUACAUCAAAGCCCAAAACUACCCCGCGGCAACCGACAUCCUCUACAACGUAUCCCUCUCCCUCCUCCGCGCCGCCCAAGGCGGUUCCGGCGGCGACCUAGCCUUAUUUUUACUCGAAGUAUACAAUCUCUCCGCAUUAACAUGCGACAGCGUAUCCAAAGGGCGUCUACUCACUCUGCUGCGCGCGUUUCACCCCGAGGAACCAUCGAGAAAGAGAUUUGUGGGCGAGGUAAUUGCAUGGUCAAGCAAAAACUCGGUGUUUCCGGCUGGAGACCCGGAGUUGCAUCAUGUGGUUGGAACUUUGUAUGCGGACGAGGGGGAAGCGUAUGAUGCGGAACGACAUUUGGUUCUCGGGACGAAAGAUUCCGCAGAGGUGCUAGCGAAAAUGGAGUUUGAGUGGUAUGUUGAGGAUGAUAGUCAUACGGCGGCACUAUAUGCGUCGAGGGCUGUAUUGCCUUAUUUAUUGGUGGGCAAUGUACGGGAUGCGCGGAAAUCGUUGGGGAUUUUCACUUCGCGGUUGCAGGAGGAAAAUAAAGGUUUAACGGUUCAGGAACUUGGAGGUUCGGGAAUCGAGGAUAUUAAAAUAUAUCCUAGUCUCCCGCUUCUUAAUUUUCUAGGACUAUUGUUGGUAGCGGUGCAAAAGGGGAAUUCGUUGGAUUUCAAACAGCUCACGAAGAAAUAUGCGGGGCAGAUGAAGGAGGGGGCGGGAGAGAUGUGGGAGGAAGCACUUGUUGGGAUUGCGGAGAUGUAUUUUGGGAUUCAGAGGCCGAGACAGGGAAAUCCGUUGAUGGAUAUGAUGGGGAGUAUGUUUGGCGGUGGGAUGGGGGGUGGAGGACAACAGAAACAGGGUGCUAAGAGGAUUGGGCAGAAUGGAGAGGCACCGAUGGCAGAGGGCUUAGAUUGA